UGCACCGUUUCCGCCUGUGUUUGCCGGGGAGCGGAUCCUGCUCUGACUCGGUCUCGGUCUCCUCGCUGCUCUGCUUCAUGUCGGCCCGGAGGCCUGGGCGCCGUGCUCGGGGUGGGAGCCGGGGCCGUGUUCGCCUCGUUUACCGCUCCUUACAGAGCGCCCAGGAUUACCUGGAGCGGGAAGAUUUCGGCACCGCCUUCGCCCAUUACCUGCUGCUGCUCAACUUGGCGCCGGAGCUGAAGGACAUCAUCAGGGAAUCGUUCCAACACACACUUUUUAAAUGGGCAGAAGAACUUGAUUCUUUAAGUCGGAUUCAGGAUAUAUUUGACUGUUAUGAACAGGCCUUGGAACUCUACCCCAAUAAUGAAGUAAUAUGGAACAGUAUGGGAGAACAUUUAUUUAGUAUGGGGUUCCGAGAUGAAGCGGCUGGCUACUUCCAUAAAGCUGUUAAGCUCAAUCCUGACUGUGCAGACGCAAGAGAGAAUUUUUAUCGUGUUGCCAACUGGUUAGUGGAACGCUGGCACUUUUUAAUGCUGAAUGAUAAGAAGAGGAACGUUGCCUAUCAGAGAGCAAUCCGGAAAGCAGUGCAGUCUGGUUGCACAUCUGUUCUGGAUAUUGGAACAGGAACUGGCAUUCUCAGCAUGUUUGCAAGAGAGGCUGGAGCUUCUCAUGUGUAUGCUUGUGAGCUGUCCAAGACCAUGUAUGAACUUGCCUGUGAAGUAGUAGCUUCCAAUCAAAUGGCAGGAGAGAUCAAGAUUCUGCACAUGAAAUCAUUAGACAUGGAAGUACCUAAAGAUCUCUCCAGCAGGGUGUCGCUUGUUGUCACAGAGACUGUGGAUGCAGGGCUAUUUGGUGAAGGAAUUGUGGAGAGUUUAAUACAUGCGUGGCAACACCUUCUUCUACCGCCGAGGCCAGCAGGACAGGAAGGUCCCACUGAAGGAUUUGGCCGUGUCAUCCCAUUGCAUGCUGUUGUGUUUGGCAUGGUAGUGGAGUGUCAAGAGAUCCGCAGACAUCACAGAGUUUGCUUCAACGAGGUUGGUGGAUUGCGUUUGAAUGAAGCAGUAAUGUGGUACAGCCCUGUUAGCAAUGAAUCCUGUAUUGACGAUGCUGCUGAACCUUACACCACUGAGAGGAUGAGACAAGUUCCUGGCGGAUACACAACGUUGACUGACCACUUCCAGGCCAUGACCAUUGAUUUCAACAAUCCACGGGAAUUGGAGGAAUUGACCACCAGGAAUCCUUGUCGACUUUGUCUCCCAGUAGUUAAGGAAGGUGUGCUGGAUGCUAUUGUAGCCUGGUUUGUUCUGCAGCUAGAUGAAGAUACAAGUCUUUCCACUGGUCCUGAUGAAGAGACCUGUUGGGAACAGGCUGUGUAUCCUAUACAGGGCGUGCUUGGCCAGACAGUAAAGCCUGGUAAUACUGUAGUAGUUGACGUUUCCUGCAAGAACUCAUACCUGGUUUUUCACAGCAUUGCUGUAUUGAGCCACGAACACAAAAUGGAAAUUGAAGUGAAUACCAUGAGCAAUCAUCUUGCAAGUGAAGCUGAACUUUGUGAUGCUUUGGCCAACCUUCAGACUACAAGUGAACCCAGAACGACCCUUCUACACUGUAUGCUUGAAUCUUCAGAAAUAGCUCGUCUCAAUAACACACAAUAUAAUGACCAUUUCAAAUCUGCCUUAAGUAGUAUAUUGUUUUCAUUAACGUCAGUGGAUGGUGAAAUCUAUUUCUCACAGACCAUAAAUGACAGGAGUUCAAAUAUGAAUUGUGAAAAUACUAACAGCCAAAGUUCUUCAGAUCUAACCUCUGACAUGUUGUGCGUGUUGGAUGUAUCGGAGGGUUUUUCCAUUUUGCCCUUGAUCACUGCCAAGUUGGGAUCUGUUAAAGUUUUUAGUUCCUUGGAAAAAGUACAGCAGCAAGUUGCGUUAAAUGCUUUAGCAGAAUCUAAUGAAAUUUCAAAAGAUGUGUUGGAAUUUUGGCAUAAUUAUCUGGAGGAUGACUCUACACUAUUACAAAGGCCUCAGGCAGGCAAACUAUGGAGCGUGAUUAUUCUUGAUGCUAUAGAGAUGUGUGGACUCAUACGACAAGGUUUGGUGGAGAAAGCAGCUCUAGCCAGAUGCUUGCUUCGACCUGAGGGAAGGUUGAUGCCUCAGUGCAUAAAAAUAUAUGGGAUGCUCAUCGAAUCUGAAACAUUACAGCAAGAAAGUGCUGUCCAAGGAAAAGAAGCCACGCUGGGGUUCAAUAUUGCACCUUUCAUCAAUCAAUUCAAGGUACCUGUCCACGUAUUCUUGCAUUUAUCAACAUUGCCUCAUGUCCGAUUAAGUGAGCCAGUGGAACUAUUAAAGCUGGAUCUGAUGAGUGUGGUCACUGAUGAUUUGUGCAAUGAAAUCAGGGUUCAAGUAUAUUCCUCUGGAAGAAUAACUGCAGUCCCGUUUUGGUAUGAAAUUUAUCUGGACACAGAAAUCAGUCUGAAUACUUGGAGUGAUACUUCUCAUUGGAAGCAGGCUGCCUUUGUUUUGGAUAAUCCAGUCCAAGUUAAUGCAGGAGAUGAACUUAUACUGAAAAUUCACUAUCACAAAAGUAAUAUCUCAAUGAUUGUAAACCAUGGAUAGUUAAUUUUAAAGUCAGGUUCAGGAAAAAUAGUAAAUUUAGUACAGCUAAUCUAUUUUAUAGCACCAAUGAUAGGAGUACCCAAGAAUCAGCAAUGUUAAAUGGGGAGAAAGAACAAUACAAAAGCAAAAUUCUACCAAUAUGUUGGAAAUUUGAAAUUAAAACAGAAUAUGCUGAGAAGAUACUCAGCAGGUCAGGUAGCAUCUGUGGAGAGAGAAACAGAGUUAACAUUUCAGGUCGAUGACCUUUCAUCAGAGUUCAUGAAAGGCAAUCAAUCUGAAACAUUAAGCAGAAGAGAACUCAAAUGAGAAACUUGCGAUCUACCAUCUGCAAACACAAACCAAGAGGAAUAAAGUAAUUUGCCUCCAUUUAGUCACAUCAUAUCCUCAGGCAUCCCAUUGUACUUAGUCCUUCUUGCAUGUGCACGGGAGUCACUUAUUUAUGUAGGCAAAAGUGGCAGAUAAUUUAAUAACCAACAAACAGCAAUGAGUUUAAGUUCCAAUUUAGUCUUUUUGGUGAGGGAGAAAUGAUGACCAGACAUCAAAAGAAUCCCCUGCCUUUCUUCAAAUAGUGCCAUAAAAUCUUCAAAGUCCACUCAUUUCACCAAAACUGGCAGAUGGGACUUUUAUUUAACAUCUCAUUUGAAAAUUUGCACUUUCAACAAUGCAACAACCACUGUAUUUAAGUGACCACAUGUUUGAAUAUCUUAAAUACACUUUUGGAUAGUUACAUGUAUAUUUGUACAAGCAUGCAUCUGUGCCUCUUUACUGUAAUCAAGGCUUUCCUAUCUAUAUUACCAAUUUGUCAAAUUAUUAAUGUUACUUAUAAAGCCAACUUAUUUGGAAGAAAA
Carcharodon carcharias (great white shark) is the source of this 3457-nucleotide messenger RNA. It is a transcript of the gene prmt9, whose product is annotated as protein arginine methyltransferase 9. Gene Ontology annotation, molecular function: protein-arginine omega-N monomethyltransferase activity; protein binding. The transcript has 12 exons. Lineage: Eukaryota; Metazoa; Chordata; Chondrichthyes; Lamniformes; Lamnidae. Bases 78 to 2609 code for a protein of 843 amino acids. Gene Ontology annotation, biological process: peptidyl-arginine methylation. The record is from RefSeq and is a predicted model, not a curated record.